This is a messenger RNA of Cannabis sativa, 5950 nucleotides long. RefSeq names its product DNA ligase 6. The transcript is spliced from 19 exons. Bases 186 to 4475 code for a protein of 1429 amino acids. NCBI's taxonomy places the organism in Eukaryota, Viridiplantae, Streptophyta, Magnoliopsida, Rosales, Cannabaceae. Gene Ontology annotation, biological process: DNA recombination; DNA repair; lagging strand elongation. The record is from RefSeq and is a predicted model, not a curated record. Gene Ontology annotation, molecular function: DNA binding; DNA ligase (ATP) activity; ATP binding.
GUCCUAGCUGAAUAGUAUUUGAGCGCCGAGGUUAAUUUCCCACCUUUGGAAAAGAAAAAAGGCAAGGCAAGCAAGGCUGCAUUAACUGACACACUCACUGAACUUAGGCCAUUUAUUCUCUUCAAUAUGGUAUUCUGCUUCCUCUUCUCCCGCUCUCUUUCCCUCUCGUUUUAGCAACUUCUCCCAUGGCUUCCACUUCCACCGAAGCCCUAACUCUCUCCUCUUCCCACCUCUUUCUCACCGCCCAAAAGUCCUUCCACCACCAUCCCUCCCCACCUCCAUUCUCCCUCUCUCCUUUCCCCUCAUCUUUCCCACAAUCCAAACGUAUUCCCAAGACUCGUUUUCUCGUCGACGCCUUCCGCCACGCCGGCGACCACUCCAUUUCUUACUUCCUCUCACAUUUUCACUCCGACCACUACACCGGCCUCUCCCCCAAUUGGUCUAAGGGAAUCGUCUUCUGCUCCCAAAUCACUGCUCGCUUUCUCGUUCAAGUACUCAAGGUACCUUCUGUUUUUGUUUUCCCAUUGCCUCUUCGUGAAUCUGUAAUCGUUGAUGGGAGUGAGAUUGUACUUAUUGAUGCGAAUCAUUGCCCUGGUGCUGUACAAUUCCUGUUUAAGAUUCCGACUACAGACGGAAAUUUUGAAAGAUAUGUUCAUACAGGAGAUUUCCGCUUCUGUCAUUCAAUGAAGUCGGACACCAUUUUACGAGAAUUUGUUGGUUCGGAUUCUGUGUUCUUGGACACCACUUAUUGUAACCCGAAAUUUAUUUUUCCAUCGCAAGAAGAGUCUAUUGAGUAUAUUGUUAGUGUGAUAGAAAGGGUUACAAGUGAAAGCAAAGGUUCUGUGAAAGAUGUAUUAUUUCUUGUAGCUACAUAUGUUAUCGGGAAAGAGAAGAUUUUGCUUGAAAUUGCGCGUAAAUGUAAUCGUAAGAUAUACGUGGAUGCUAAGAAAAUGGCUGUUUUGCGAGUUUUGGGCUGUGAGGAAAGUGAAGUUUUUACUGAGGAAGAAUCUGAAAGUGAUGUACAUGUUGUUGGUUGGAACGUGUUAGGUGAGACAUGGCCAUAUUUUAGGCCGAAUUUUCUUAAAAUUAAGGAAAUUAUGGUUGAGAGAGGGUACUCUAAGGCCAUUGGAUUUGUUCCCACUGGAUGGACAUAUGAAGUGAAGCGUAACAAAUUUUCAGUUAGGUCUAAAGAUUCAUUUGAUAUUCAUCUUGUACCAUAUAGUGAGCAUUCUAAUUACGAGGAGCUCAGAGAAUAUGUUAGGCUUUUGAAACCAAAGCGUGUUAUUCCUACAGUUGGCUUGGAUGUUGAAAAGCUUGAUGGCGAGCAUGCUGAUAAGAUGAAAAAGCAUUUUGCUGGAUUAGUUGAUGAAAUGGCCAACAAACAAGAUUUCUUAAAGGGUUUUCAUCGAGGGUAUUGUGAAGUGAGUGAUAAAGAUGGGAAGGACACCAACAAUGCUCCAACCAAAGAAUUGCACUUGGACAAAAAGACAGCGUCCUCUGUGUUGGAAGUUAAUGAAAAUAAUGAUACUUGUUUUGGUUCUGAAUCAUCACUCCCACUGCAAGAAUCUGAUUCACAAAAACUAAUUGUGUUAAGUGAUGCGGAAGUGGAGAAAACCCUUCAGGAACUUCGUGAUUGUUUACCCUCGUGGGUUACACGAGACCAGAUGUUGAAUCUUAUUGCAACCUCUAGUAGGGACAUUGUUCAAGCAGUUUCCACCUUCUAUGAGCAUGAGACAGAAUUCCAUGAACAAGCAUGGGCUUGUUCAACUUCUAACUCUACUUCCGAGAUCAACUUACCAAAUGACUCUGCACCCCUUUUGCAAACAACCACUAAAAAUAAUAGUCCGUCUGGGAGGAUUGAUAUUCCUUCAAGUCAAGAUUUUAAGGUUGUUAACAUAAAGCAAAUACUAAGUGGUGUUUCACUUUCUCCAGGAAAGAAGAAGAAUAUUGUAAAUAAGAAAAACAAGAAAGUAAACUUGAAGGCUAAGUCGGAAAUAAGCGGAUUGUUUAGCAGUGCUUCUCCUGGGAAAAGGAAAAAGAAUAUUGAGAACAAGCCAAACAAGAAAUUGAAAUUGAAGUCUAAGUCUAAGCUAGAAACAACUGGAUCAAAACAACCAACAAUAACAAGGUUCUUUAGUAAAGUUUUGGAUAGUGGUUCUCAAAGUGCUGAUACAACCUUGCAUGAUAAAAUCCCUGAAGAUGAAAAUUUGUCUAGUGAUGGCACCAAACAAUACAAGAAAGAGAUAGAUCAAUUUAUUAAGAUAAUAAAUACAAAUGAAUCGUUCAGAAGCUAUGCUGCGACAAUAGUGGAGAAGACAAAGGGAGAUAUUAAUCUGGCUCUUGAUAUAUAUUACAAUAAUCCAGAGGGUGCACAUGGUGGGGGUGAAGUUGAUGUGGGCACUAGCAAAAGUUCACAAUUCCAGUGCAGCAUUCUCAGCAGUUUUCCUGGCCAGAAGAAACUUUCAACAGAAAAUGUGGGGCAUAAAGCUGAAUACUCGACACCGGGAUUGUUAAUGGACAAUGCAAGCACAACAUCUGUAUCACUAUCUCCCGAAAAAUACAAUCCCACAGAGCAUGCUUGUUGGCGGGAUGGACAGCGGGCUCCAUAUUUACAUCUUGCACGAACUUUUGAACUGCUUGAGAGUGAAAAAGGAAAGAUAAAGGCUACUUCUAUGCUCUGCAAUAUGUUCAGAAGUUUGCUCGCCUUGUCUCCCGAGGAUGUGCUGCCUGCAGUGUAUUUAUGCACAAAUAAGAUUGCUGCUGACCAUGAAAAUAAGGAGCUAAAUAUUGGAGGUAGUUUGGUAACAUCAGCACUGGAAGAGGCAUGUGGGACAAGCCGGUCAAAAUUAAGGGAGAUGUACAAUGACUUGGGUGAUCUAGGUGAUGUUGCUCAAGCAUGCCGUCAAACACAGACAUUACUUGCUCCACCUGCACCACUUCUGAUAAAAGACUUAUUUUCUACUUUACAAAAGAUAAGUGUACAAACAGGCAGUGGAAGUACAUUAAGGAAGAAGAACCUAAUCGUCAAUCUCAUGCGUUCUUGUAGAGAGAAGGAAAUGAAGUUUCUGGUUAGAACUUUGAUUAAAAAUUUACGCAUUGGAGCUAUGAUGAGGACUGUUCUCCCUGCACUAGCUCAAGCAGUUGUUAUGAAUUCUUCUCCCCAUGAAAGCACAAAGGAUGAGCUUCAGAGCCUUUCAGGAGCUGUUGUUGAAGCAUACAAUGUGGUUCCUAGUUUGGACUUAAUUGUCCCCUCUCUAAUGAACAAUGGGAUUGGGUUUUCAUCAUCUACUAUGUCAAUGAUUCCAGGAAUACCUAUUAAGCCAAUGCUUGCAAAAAUCACCAAUGGUGUUCCACAAGCAAUGAAGCUCUUUCAAAAUAAGGCUUUUACUUGUGAAUACAAAUAUGAUGGUCAACGUGCACAAAUUCACAAGCUACCCGAUGGAUCCUUUCGUGUGUAUUCACGAAAUGGGGAUGAAUCAACGUCAAGAUUCCCAGAUGUUAUUGAUAUAAUGAUGAAAUCUUGUAAGCCUGAUGCAGUUACCUUUAUACUUGAUGCAGAGAUUGUUGCAAUUGAUAGAAAGAAUGGUUGCAAACUCUUGUCAUUUCAAGAGCUGUCUUCCCGUGGGAGAGGCAGCAAGGAUAUCUCAAUUACAUUGGACAGCAUAAAGGUUGACAUUUGCGUAUUUGUCUUUGAUGUCAUGUUUUCGAAUGGACAGCCGCUGUUAACUAUUCCAUUACGCCAAAGACGAAAAUACUUGAAAGAUUUAUUUUUGGGUGAGAAGUUGGGAUAUCUUCAAUAUGCAAAUGAAAUGACAGUUGAGCAAGAUGAUACUUCUUUAAGAAGUGAAAGCACUUUAACUAAGAUAAAUUCUUUUCUUGAAAGUGCAUUCAUAUCCUCUUGUGAAGGAAUUAUGGUAAAAUCUCUGGAUGUUGAUGCUGGAUAUUCUCCAUCAAAGCGUGCUGACACAUGGCUCAAGGUCAAGCGAGAUUAUGUUGAUGGACUGAAUGACUCACUUGAUUUAGUCCCGAUUGGCGCUUGGCAUGGGAAUGGAAGAAAGGCAGGAUGGUACAGUCCUUUUCUCAUGGCAUGUUACAAUCCUGAUACUGGAGAAUUUCAGAGUGUUUGCCGUGUCAUGUCUGGGUUCUCUGAUUCCUUCUACGCAGAGAUGAAAAGUUUCUUUUCCGAGGAAAAGAUCUUGUCCAAAAAGCCAUCUUACUAUCGAACUGCUGAGGUGCCUGAUAUGUGGUUCUCUCCAGAACUCGUGUGGGAGAUAAGAGGUGCUGAUUUUACAGUGUCCCCUGUUCAUGAAGCUGCCUUUGGUCUAGUUCAUCCAUCACGUGGCAUUUCUAUCAGAUUCCCGAGAUUUAUUGGCUCUGUCUCUGAUAGAAAUCCUGAAGAAUGUAGCACAGCUGCAGAUAUAGCUGAGAUGUUUCAUUCGCAGACUCGGAAAAUGGAUGUGAUGGUGGAAGAUUAAGUUGUCUUUGUUUAUCUAUUGUUGUUACUAAUGUUGUACUUGAGAUGAUUUUAUAGUUAGAAGUUCAAAACUAAAGAUUGACAUAUUUCAAAAUUUUGAGAUGAACCCGUAUAACUUAUACCGGGUUUCAAAUGAAUGUCCCUUUUUCUGUAAGUUUGUAAAUAUAUAUAUAGAGCUUUAUUUCACACGAAGCUUCAAAUGAAAUGUACAUAGAAAAGAAGUCUGACGACUUCACCUUUUUUUUUUUUUUUGAGAAAAGUCUGUAUCCAUUAGAUGAAAUCAGAAUAGUACAGGAUACAAUUACAAUUGUAAAGAGCAACUUUUUUUUUUUUUUUUAUGUACUUUCAUUUCAUGUAGUAUUAUGUUUUAUUACUAUUUGAAGUGUUUAUUUAUUUAUUAUUUUUUUAUAGAUGUGAAGUGGUUAUUGAAAUCCACAUCGAAUAAGAGUGCAAAUGUAUUAAAAAAGAAUGAAAGAACAAAUGUAAAUACCCGUUUUCAAAUAAGAGUGCAAAUGAAAUGUGAACUUAAAUUUGAUUAAUAUAACCAAAGUUUUAAAUUUUAUAUUCUUUUUAAAAUGGAAGUUGCAAACUUUAUUAAUGUAAUCGUUCAAUAAAACAGACACAACAAGAUCUAGGACAUCACAGCCGCUAAGAAUAUGAUCAACAUAAAAACAAAAGGUGCUCACCAAAUAAUGAACAACUCUAACCAUUUCCGGCAACAAUAGAGUUGCGAACAACUAUAUGAAUACAAGACAAUCCAACUCAAAAACCAUCCUAUCCCAAUUCAUCUAUUUAUCCAACUUGGUGCCUCCUUCACUCCCAUAACCUAUGCUAAUUCAAGUUUUGCCGCACCUUUUCGCCCACAGACAGCUUCAAUCAACCAACUAGAAUCAUUACCCGCGACCAUCCAAAAACCAAACUUACACAAGAGACUUGUAGCAUCAACAUUAAUCACGGUCUUAUCACUAGGAGGCUUAGUCCGUUUCUCACUACCAUCUCCCUCCAACAACAAACUUAGAAUGAGAUGAAGAACUCGCCUUUGAUCAGACAACCAUUGGUCAAGAUUAGAGUUAGCUAACUCUAAAACACUACUAGUGAACAUUAUUUGUUCAUUCUAGAGUAGCUUGUUACGAGCUUCCCAUAAGACCCAGCAAAUCAUUCCAAUCGAACCUACCCUCUCUUUAGAAACUGAUUUUGGUACCACCGCAAGCCAAUUGACAAAAUUAUUACUACCGUCAUUUGGGAUCAACAACCCCUAAUAUUAACUCUUUUGCCCGACACCAAUCUCCACAACAAAUUCUUAACCUUUGGAGAAACUUUUAAUUGCCAAAGUUUGCAACAAAAGCUAGAAUUGUUGUCCUCUCAUUUAUCUCUUGUAGGCUUGUAGCAAUUUAUACUCACUAUAACCUCCAAAAAUCUCAGGAGACCAAUGCCACUAACCCUCAUAAUGUGAUAAACUAACACGAUAUUGAAAAU